GCGCCGUAAAUUAGUGCGGCGGAAUGGAGCUUUAACGCGGAACGGCGCAUUUCGGAACCGUUUAGAAAACAAAACAAACCGUCCAAAAACACACAUUCACCCCGCCGAGGUGCUCGAGGACCGCAGCCUACCCCCAUAACACCCAUCCAGGCCCCAUCCUCCCCCGGCCAGGGGCAUACAGCCUCCGUGAACCGCGCUGGGAGUUAAAAGCUCGGGGUUGUUUUUUUGUGAAGACGCAGAGCUGCUUGGGAAGGAAGGACGGACGGACGGUCAGCCGGUGUGAGGGAUAACGGUCAUAACGCAUUGGGCCUCUGGGGGGCCUUGGCUCAUCUUCAUGUGCCUCCAUCCUCAUCCUCUCUGAGACUCUAAGCUCUCCUGAAGAAGCACCUUCGCCUCUUGGCCACCCAGCAUCAUGGGGAACCGGGGUAUGGAGGACCUGAUCCCGCUGGUCAACCGGCUGCAGGAUGCCUUCAGCUCCAUCGGCCAGAGCUGCAACCUCGACCUGCCGCAGAUCGCCGUGGUUGGCGGCCAGAGCGCUGGCAAGAGCUCCGUGCUGGAGAACUUUGUGGGAAAGGAUUUUCUGCCUCGAGGGUCAGGCAUCGUCACCCGCAGGCCUCUGGUGCUGCAGCUUAUCACCGCUAACACAGAGUGGGCAGAGUUCCUUCACUGCAAAGGGAAGAAGUUCACCGAUUUCGAUGAGGUGCGUCAAGAGAUCGAGGCCGAGACAGACCGCGUCACUGGAGCCAACAAGGGCAUCUCACCCAUCCCCAUCAACCUGAGAGUGUAUUCUCCACAUGUGUUGAAUCUGACUCUGAUCGACCUGCCGGGCAUCACUAAGGUGCCGGUGGGGGACCAGCCUGUGGACAUCGAGCAGCAGAUCCGCGAUAUGAUCAUGCAGUUCAUCAGCAGAGAGAGCUGCCUCAUCCUGGCCGUAACACCUGCCAACACUGACCUGGCCAACUCCGACGCCCUCAAACUGGCCAAAGACGUGGACCCUCAGGGUCUGAGGACCAUCGGUGUGAUCACUAAACUGGACCUGAUGGACGAGGGCACUGAUGCCAGAGACGUUCUGGAGAAUAAGCUGCUUCCGUUGCGAAGGGGCUAUAUUGGGGUGGUGAACCGUAGUCAAAAGGACAUUGAAGGAAGGAAGGAUAUUAAAGCUGCUUUGGCUGCAGAGAGGAAGUUCUUCCUGUCCCAUCCUUCCUACAGGCACCUAGCGGACAGCAUGGGCACACCUCACCUGCAGAAGGCCCUCAACCAGCAACUGACGAACCACAUCCGGGACACGCUGCCUGCGUUCCGCAGCAAGCUGCAGUCUCAGCUCCUCGCCCUGGACAAGGAAGCUGAGGAGUAUCGGCACUUCCGCCCCGAUGACCCAUCACGCAAGACCAAGGCCCUUUUGCAGAUGGUGCAGCAGUUCUCGGUGGACUUUGAGAAGCGGAUUGAGGGGUCAGGUGACCAGGUGGACACCGUUGAGCUGUCAGGAGGAGCCAAGAUCAACCGCAUCUUCCACGAACGCUUCCCUUUUGAGCUAGUCAAGAUGGAGUGCGAUGACAAAGAAAUGCGUCGGGAGAUCAGCUAUGCCAUCAAAAACAUCCACGGCAUCAGGACGGGCCUGUUCACUCCGGACAUGGCCUUUGAGGCCAUAGUGAAGAAGCAGGUGGUGAAGCUGAAGGAGCCUUGCAUUAAAUGCAUUGACCUGGUCAUUCAGGAGCUCAUUAACACAGUCCAGCAGUGUGCUAAUAAGCUGGCUACAUUCCCCAUGCUGAGGGAGGAGACCGAGCGAAUCGUCACUACACACAUUCGGGAGCGCGAGAGCCGCGCCAAAGACCAGAUUCUCUUGCUGAUUGAUAUCCAGCUUGCUUACAUCAACACCAACCAUGAGGAUUUCAUUGGCUUCGCCAAUGCACAGCAGAGGAGCAGCCAGACAAACAAGACGAGUUCUGCAGGAAACCAGGUUAUCCGCAAAGGCUGGCUGACCAUCAACAACAUCAGCAUCAUGAAAGGUGGAGCCAAGGAGUACUGGUUCGUGCUGACGGCCGAGAGCUUGUCCUGGUUCAAGGAUGAUGAGGAAAAAGAGAAGAAGUACAUGCUGCCCCUGGACAACCUGAAGGUCAGGGAUGUGGAGAAAAGCUUCAUGUCCAGCAAGCACAUGUUUGCCAUCUUCAAUACAGAGCAAAGGAACGUCUUCAAGGACAACCGCUUCCUGGAGCUGGCUUGCAACACCCAGGAAGAGGUGGACAGCUGGAGAGCAUCCCUCCUGCGUGCUGGGGUUUAUCCUGAGAAAUCUUCGGUGGAGAGUGAAAGCUCUGUCGCCGCUGAGAACUUCUCUAUGGAUCCUCAGCUGGAGAGGAAGGUGGAGACCAUCCGCAACCUGGUGGACUCCUACAUGGCCAUAGUUAGCAAGUGCAUCCGGGACCUCAUGCCCAAGACCAUCAUGCACCUUAUGAUCAAUAACGUAAAGGAAUUCAUUAAUGCGGAGCUGCUGGCUCAGCUGUACUCAGCUGGGGACCAGAACGCUCUGAUGGACGAGUCCCAGGAGCAGGUGCAGCGCAGGGACGAAGUGUUGCGUACCCACCACUCCCUGAAGGAGGCGCUGGCCAUCAUCGGGGACAUCUCCACCACCACUGUGUCCACUCCUCUGCCCCCGCCUGUGGACAGCUCCUGGCUGCAGGCUGGCCCUGGGGGCUCCCGCAGGUCUCCUCCACCCAGCCCCACUGCACCACGCAGAAUGUCUGCGGGUCAGAGGCCAGCGGGCCGGGGGGCUCCUCCACCACCAUCACGCCCGGGCCCCCUGGGACCGUUCAACAACAGCGGGGACAGCCCCCAGGUGCCCAACCGCCCAAACCGGGCUCCACCCAGCAUUCCAAGCCGCCGGCCCCCUCCCUCCCCCACCAGGCAGGUCCCCCCUUAAGUGGCCUGGCGGGUCUUCCUUUCCUCUUCUCCUGGACCCUAACUCUAUCUCCAGCCAGCGCUCAGCGUCUCCUUGCGACCCUUCAGCUCCCGCAUGCCCCAGUCUUAGCUUCUCUGCUCCCGAAUCAUUCCUAAACGUCCUCAUCCCCCGACCCGCCAAGUGCGCCCCCUUCUGCUAGUGCUAGUGUCCGUGUUAGCCGUUAGCCGUGCUCGUUGUGGUGCCGUGUGUGUGUCUCUUUGCCUCCUGCAGCACUCGGGCUGAGUCGUCCUGCCGCACAGGCUCCUCCCCUUCCCCCUCCUGUCAAUGUGAAAACCCUUCGGUAAGAGCGCCGGACCUGCUGAACAGAGCAGAGCAGCGCUGACCCCCCGCUGCGUCCACUGCAUGUUUAGUUUGAGUGAGUGUGAGUGAGUGUGCGCCGAAGCUCCUUAGUAGUUCAGGGGUUUCCAGCCUUUUAACGGCACAGACUGAACUACAGCCCGCAAAGGUUUCAACACACUGGUGGCGACCCAGGGGAUGGGUGGGGUGCCACGAGAGCCAUGACUGUUCUGUUUUUCUCCAGAUACUGAAGAAAUUGAAUGGCUUCAUAGCCUCAUUCGCUAGCUUCUCUCUGCACACCACACGCAAUUAAUUCGGCACGUUAGCACCCUCAGUCACAAUGAAUAUUUAUUUUGGGGUUUGCAGCCCAUAUCAGUUACAGUAGCGGUCAACUGGAAGCAACAAGUAGCAACAUACAUGCAUGAACAAGGCCGUUCAGAGAUGAGAUGUAGAAGGCUGAUAUGCUGAUAUAUAUAAAUUUGGGGUUUUUUUGCAUAAUUUGAAAAUGCCUGUUGGACUUUACAUUGUGUGCAAAUUUCAUGAAGGAUCGACCAAAAGAAAUGGCAUGAAAUUACGUGAAAACAGGCUGGUUCCAUUGACUUACAUUAAAAGUAUAGUAUGUUUAUUCCAUCUUCUAUAAAUGUAUCAUUUUGGAGAUGCAAGGUUUUGUUUGUAAGGCCUAUGGUGACAGGAAGGAAGGAAGGAAUGGAAGGAGGUAGGAAGGUAGGAAGGGGUGGGGGUGGGGUAGGCAGGAAGGUAGGAAGGAAGGAUAGAUUAUGCUUGCUAAAAUCUUGCUAGGUCGUUGCUACAUUAUCUCAGGUGGUUGCUAAUGUGUUGCUAGGCCAUUGCUACAGUAUCCCAGGUGGAUGCUAAGGUGUUGCUAGGCCAUUGCUAAGGUAUCCCAGGUGGUUGCUAAGGUGUUGUUAGGCCAUUGCUAAGGUAUCCCAGGUGAUUGCAAAGAUGUUAUAAGGCCAUUGCUACGGUAUCCCAGGUGGUUGCUAAGGUGUUGCUAGGCCAUUGCUACGGCAUCCCAGGUGGUUGCUAAGGUGUUGUUAGGCCAUUGCUACGGCAUCCCAGGUGGUUGCUAAGGUGUUGCUAGGCCAUUGCUACGGCAUCCCAGGUGGUUGCUAAGGUCGUUGCUAGGUCAUUGCUUUGUGCUCCCAGGCGGUUGCUAAUAUAUGUGUAUAUAUGAAUAUGUGCUAGUGUGUAUGUAAUGUCGAUGAGGGGCAGUAUGACAGAUGUCCAUUGUGACAUCAUUUGUGGCAGUUAGAUUAGAAUUUUCUUAACAUUCCGGCGUUCAUUUUCCAUGGGGGAAAAGAAAACCACAGGAAAAAGCAACCAGGAAAAAUGUAGAAUAAUGAAACGGAGCCGUUUUCUAGGAACUGCAAUAAUAAUAAAGGAGGAGGUUCAGCAGUUAGGCUGGUAACUCUCCCUGCUCACUGCCAGCCCGGUGCCAAACAAGUCACACCCCAAUGGUUGGGAACCCCUGUUCUAGUGUGUGUUUUGUGUGGGUGGGCGGGUGUUUGCAUUGCUUUAUCUCUUGAAUUGAUAUUGAGUAAAAGUGGGUGUGGGUGUGGGUGUGUGUGUCCUGUACGUGUUGUGCGCUUUUCGUUUGUUGGCAUGUUUGUUUUGCCGGUGUGUUUGUUUGCUGUUUUUGUUUUUGUUUUGAUGAUUGCUCAUCCCGCUGCUUUUGAACCCUCAGCUCACUAUUAGCCAUCGUGACUGUAUCUGUGUGUGUGUGUGUGUGUGUGUGUGUGUGUGUGUGUGUGUGUGUGUGUCUGUUACAGCCUAGACAUAGACCCCCCCCCACCACCAUGCUCCUGAACACACCCCCUCACCACGUACCAUCUGUAUAGCUUUAGAAAACACUCGAUAUGAACACCAUGCAGAUCUGCAGCAUCCUGUGUGCUCUACAGUAACUGUGCAACUGUGGCAUGUAUGAGCCAUAUAUGUGUACGUACUUAAAGAUCAAGAAUAACCACCACUUUAAAUAGUUCCUUCUUUGGGAUUGGACUUCCGUAGAUGGAUUUACAGGAAGCGAAAGAAUGUCUUUUAAAUCUUGACACCCUUGAACCAAGCCGUUUUAGCAUCGUCAAUGGAAUUUUUGCCUUUUGUCCCGGUCUGCACCAUUCCGUCUGUCUGGAAUCUGCUUUUUCUUCCACGAUAUGAUGUAUGAUGUAUCCCCACACACACAAAAAAAAAGAUCCAACAAUUUGUGUACUAGAAGUAAAAUUAGAUUUGUACCAGUUAAAGUGGGCAGUUGAUGUGUUGUAUCUGUGGGUCUCUGUCCAUUUUAGUGCGCUGCUAAAGCCCAGCAUUUGAUUUGAUUUAUUGAUUUAUUUUUCCGUUUGUACACGAUGGUACUUGAAAAUCUUGUCUUUUUGUUCUUAUCGUCUCUUACUGUAUCUCAGAAUUCCGACUCAUAAGAAUUAUAAUGGCAUGAAUAAGUCUGUAUUGCCAAAGCUAGUAAUAGAAACAAUCUAUAUAAUAUGCAACAGAACGUAACAGUGUUACUUACACCUACACACACAUGCAUACAUGCAUACGUAUAGAUAUAUAUAAAUAUAUAAAGGAAUAAUAUUGUUCACCGGAGGAAAUCAAGACAUUUGCCUCCCUUUUGUAAAUGUGUUUCUUUUGAGGGAGCUGUAUUAGUGAUUAUAUUCUUUAUGUAAUUCAAUAAACCUGUGCUCAAGACCGUU
Pygocentrus nattereri (red-bellied piranha) is the source of this 5928-nucleotide messenger RNA. It is a transcript of the gene dnm3b, whose product is annotated as dynamin 3b. The record is from RefSeq and is a predicted model, not a curated record. Gene Ontology annotation, molecular function: microtubule binding; GTP binding; GTPase activity. Lineage: Eukaryota; Metazoa; Chordata; Actinopteri; Characiformes; Serrasalmidae. Gene Ontology annotation, cellular component: cytoplasm; membrane; microtubule. The transcript is spliced from 21 exons. The coding region runs from base 413 to 2914 and encodes 833 amino acids.